Messenger RNA from Saccoglossus kowalevskii, 1064 nucleotides. Its product is annotated as dipeptidyl peptidase 2-like. Gene Ontology annotation, molecular function: dipeptidyl-peptidase activity; serine-type exopeptidase activity. The record is from RefSeq and is a predicted model, not a curated record. Gene Ontology annotation, cellular component: vesicle. Lineage: Eukaryota; Metazoa; Hemichordata; Enteropneusta; Harrimaniidae. Gene Ontology annotation, biological process: proteolysis.
AGAUACUAUGGUAAAUCUUUGCCGUUUGGAGACUCAUCCUUUAUAUUGGGUAACAUUGGAUUCUUAUCUAUUGAACAAGCCAUGGCUGACUAUGCUGUGCUGAUACAUUAUCUAAAAAUUAAAUUAAAUGCAGCAAAGUGUCCGGUUAUUGCAUUUGGAGGUUUACAGAAACUGACCAAGAUACUGCGUCUGUGUAAACCAAUGACAAAGGACAGAUUGAACCAUGUAAAUGGAUGGAUACGCAACUCCCUCACAAAUCUAGCUAUGUUUGAUUACCCAUAUCCCACUACUUUUUUGGUUCCUGUUCCAGCCUACCCAGUCAAGGUUGCUUGCAGUUACAUAAUGAAUAGUUCUGACCCACUUGUAGGACUUGUCCAGGCAGCAGGUCUGUAUUACAAUGGCACUAAAGGUUCCUUAAAAUGUUUUGAUGUUGACACCGAAUUUGUAGAAUGUGCUGAUCCUACUGGGUGUGGAGUAGGCCCUGAUAGCAUGGCAUGGGAUUACCAGGCGUGUACAGAGAGCAUGAUGCCUGCUGGCAGUAAUGGGAAAACUGAUAUGUUUCCUGAUUUGCCAUUCACUUUAAAAAUGAGAGAUGAAUACUGUGAAAAGAAAUGGAAUAUUGUACCACGGAAUGAUUGGUUAAAUGUCCACCUUUGGGGAAAAGAUAUACUAACUGCAAGUAAUAUUGUGUUUGCUAAUGGUAGUUUGGAUCCCUGGAGGAGAGGUGGUGUACUGUCUUCACUAUCUGACUCAUUGAUUGCUGUUCUAAUUGAUGGUGGUGCCCAUCAUUUAGAUCUGAGAGGAGCUAAUCCUUUAGAUCCUCAAUCUGUACUAAAUGCACGACAAGAAGAAGUAAAAUACAUACAGAAAUGGAUUGAGCAGUUCUAAUAAUAGUUUAUGCUGCACUAAAAUUAAGCACAUAUGUCAACAUAGUAAGGAAUCCAUCAUAGUUUAGACCUCUAUAUAGCCAUAGUUGAACACAAGGAUCUGCAGACCUUAAAGAAGAUUUCCCCUCAAAGUUGCAUUUGUUAAUAAAUGAAACUCAAGUGGAUUUAGAAUUCUCA